GUUGUGCUACAGAUUUCAAACAUUGCAUGGAAUCACUGUACCGAGUGUAGGAGGAACUUUCAGUUCGCAGUGAAGGAAUAUGUUUUUAAAUAUAGUUUGACCCUCAUAUUUUAGUUAAUUGUCUUGUUUGCGUUAUAUUAUUCGAUGAAUAUGUGGUAGUGCCCAAUAUUGGUGGUUAAGUGUUUGUAUUUUAAAGGUGAACCCGUGACUAGCACACGCGUGUGGUUUAUUUCCAAAAGAUUUUUAUAAAUAUAAAAGGACAUUAUUUGCGAAAACUGACAAUGAAGAUAAAAAUUAACACAGAUUUACUCCCUGUCAAAGGGCAGUACUUUCUGUUCAACGCCGGUACAGCUCCAGUGGUGCCUUACUUACCAACGUAUGCCCGACAGCUUGGAUUCUCCAGUGUAGUUGUUGGUUUAAUCUACACGAUACUGCCAAUUAUGGGAAUGCUCGCCAAGCCAUUACUUGGUGCUGUUGCAGACCAUUUUCGACGUCAGAAAAUGAUGUUCAUUCUCUGUGAAGUACUUGUUUUAGUAACGUUUUUUACUAUACAGUUCAUACCAGAAGUACCUGUCGAAUCAAAAUCUGUAGCAAUAUUCGACUGUGGAGAAGGGGAAUCAUUCAUUAAUGUGUGUGGUAACAAAUCUUCAGACCAGUGUGAUGCAGAACGUAUUACAGAAGAUGGUAGCUCAGGUGCUCUUCAUUGUGAGAUGGCGUGUAGUGUAACAAACCCUGCAAUAUUUUCAGAUAUCUGUAUGUACUGGAAUGUGUCAGACUAUUGCAAGAGUCAAAGGCUAAGAAGUGGUGUACUUGCUAAUGACUCUCUCCAUAUAACAGCUGUGGCAAGCUUAAAUCACACAACUUCUGUGUAUUCUUGUUUUUACUUCCCUGUGCAUAAAGUAAAAACCAUGAACAGUGAUGUGUUAAAUCCUUCAUGCAGUGCUGUGAGACAUUUGAAAUGUGACACAUAUUGUAACAAUACUGUGAUUAAUAAUAUGAUAACUGUAAAUGAAGAAAUUGCAGAUGUUGCUGGUCUUUACCAGUUUUGGCUGUUUUUCCUCCUCAUGAUUUUGAGUUGGGUUGGCAUGGCAGUUGUAGUAAGUGUUGGAGAUGCCAUAUGCUUUGGAAUGCUGGGUGAUCAGCCAUCAAACUUUGGUCAGCAGCGUUUAUGGGGAGCUGUUGGUUGGGGAACGUUUUCAAUCUUAGCUGGCAUUUUAGUUGAUGAGUUUAGCAGGGGUCAAACGAAGAAAGAUUAUACAGUUGUGUUUUAUAUAUUGCUUGUGAUGAUGGCACUGGAUAUUUUGGUCUCCUCACGCCUUAAGUACACCCAGACUAAGCUGUCUGCUAGUAUUAUUCGAGAUGUUGGGAGGCUUUUCACGGAAAUCCGAAUUGUUGUCUUCUUGAUAUGGACUAUUGCUGUUGGUCUGUGCACUGCUAUGGUGUGGCAGUUUUUGUUUUGGCAUAUAGAAGAUCUGGCAAAAAGUAGUGGUUGUGAGACGUAUGAAUGGGUCAAAACACUACAAGGUUUAAUAAAUGGAGUCCAGAGUUUUGGUGGAGAGCUACCAUUUUUCUUCCUCUCAGGGCAUAUAUUACGCAAGAUUGGCCACAUACAUGCAAUGUCUCUUGUUUUACUGGCAUUUGGAGUGCGCUUUAUUCUGUAUUAUUUUCUUACAAAUCCAUGGUGGUGCUUGCCAAUUGAACUUUUCCAAGGUCUUACAUUUGGAAUAUUUUACUCAGCCAUGACUUCAUAUGCAAGUAUUGUUUCACCACCUGGAACAGAAGCAACAGUGCAAGGUCUUGUUGGUGCAUCAUUUGAAGGAAUAGGAGUGUCCAUUGGAAGUUUAAUUGGAGGUGUACUGAUAGAUCAGUAUGGUGGAGCAGAUACUUUCCUUAUAUUUGGUAUAGGUUCACUGAUAUGCUUCGUUUUGCAUGUAAUAGUUCAGUUCUGGCUGGGAGGAAAGUCAGAUAAACUCCCUGAAAUUGGAGGUGUUAUAUCAAGAAGUGGAGUAACAGCAGAUAGUCCAUCAUCACCAGAAAGAAUAUUGAAGUGAUUCUGAAAGCCCAAGAUACGCUGCACCAAGUGAGGCAGUGAUGAUGCUGAGUGAUCAGCAGGAAGCACCAGUUUCAUGAGUGAUGAGUGCUGCGCUGUGCGUUGAGAAGAUAUGGAGCCUACUUUUAUAAGCUUGAGGCAUCUUAUUGUGCUACUGUCUGUUGUCUCUGAACAGUUUAUUUUUAUAUGGAUAAUUCCAGAUGAUGAUGGACAUCACAUUAUAGACAGUGAGAUGCCAACGACUUGUAAUGGGUAUUUAUUUCAAGUCAGGACUGUAAGUUCAUUAACGGUGAAACAUUUUAUAAUAGCUGUUGUUUCUGCAACAACAACAAAAAUUUUAUCUUGACUAGCGGUAUAGAUGAAAGAUGAUCCAAAGAAUGCACUGUGUGUGGUAUCUUAGUUUUUGUAUAUACCUUCAGGUUCAGUAUGAAAAUAAGAACUUCAAAUUUUUCAUGACAUAUAACAGAAAUGUCAGCAUUAAACAUAAAUGAAGAAAAGAAAAUCUACUCAUAUAUUUUUCACAACAUGAACAAUGUCCCAAAAAAUGGGUGGAUGUUUCCAUAAAUUCUAGACAAGAACAUAGUGCAUGUGCUGACACCAACUGUUUUUAAAGAAACAAAACGGGUAAUAGUUUGUCAACUUUCCUUGUCAUUCUCAUAGUCAUUCACCUUGUCAUGACUGAAAAAUGCAUUGUCCUUAUUUUUAACAUGAACAUUGGAAUAUGUGGGUACAAUUGUACUUAAUUGAAGCAGUAUGUUCUUCAUGGAAAUUGAUUUGGUUGCUACUUGUGAUAUUCAUGUGUAAAAACUGUUUUAAAGUACAGGAAUUAAGCUCUCUUGCACACUGCACCCAGUUAUAUGUGCAUAAUAUUGUUUUGUUUUCUUCUUUGUUGUAAAUUUUUGUCAGUUCUUAUGUGUGCAGUAUAGCACAUAGGUCUGGUGAUACCUUGUCAUAUUGGCCAGUAGUUAUCAGGAAAAGGUUGCUCAGAUUUUCUAAGCUUUUGUUUUUCUAACCUUCACAAACAUGCAAAUCAUCCAGUGUAAUAUAAUAUAGAUAAAAAAUCUACUUACCAAUCAACAACAAUAAAGAGAGUCUUGUAUAAGCAACAGUUCACUUUUGUGCCUUUUUAUCCCUAACCCAGUGUCUAGGCAAUCUUCUUUGCUUUAUGAUUGUCACCGCCAUCAUUCAACCCUUUGCUCCCUGGUGGGAAAUGAAGAAUAUUCUAUGUACAAAUGUGUAGUUUCAUGACAAAGUAUACUGAUAAAAUUUUCAUGAGAUUUCAGCUGUGUCAGGUGGUUGAAUAUCUAUAAGGUUUCAGCUUAGUGCUCCUUGGCCAAAAGAUUGUGGCUAUUCAAUCACUCAAUGUGACUGAAAGUCAGAGAAAAUUUUAUCAGAAGACUACUGGCACUCUCCAUGUGAAAGCUGACGUUUCUUAGUAACAGUUUGUCUGAAACUUUCCGUUGCCAUGUGGUAAGUAGAUUUUUUUCUGUGUGUAUUCAUGGAAGUACUAUAUUAGAAAGACUUUUUGUGGAUAAUGAGUUCAGUUAUAUUUCAAGUCGUCAUUAUAACCAAGUUCCAAAUUGCAUGAAUGUUGACAGUGAUAAGGAGCUGGAGAAGAGCAAUUGUAAGCAACCUCCUUUAGAAAAGUGGUAACUUUUAUCCAGUGUUAAAACAGGGUGUUGCUGUCAUGUGUAAUGGAUAAUGCAACUAACAUAUUUAUAAUAUUUGUGAUUUUUCAGUUGAGUUCAUUUAGUUUUGCUCAUAGGCAAAUUCUUAAGACAUUUCCCCUAUUAGCUCUGCAAAAUUCAGUGUCAGUUUAAGGAUUCCUAAAAAUAAAAAACUAUGUGGCUGUCCUUUGUGUGUGGUCAGUUUUCAAUUCAUCUCUACAUGACCAUUCAAUCCAAUUGACACAAUACAAAAACGUAAAAAUUUGGAAGUUUAAUAAAGUCUUUUUCCUUAACGUAAUGAGGUGUUCAGAGAAGGAUGGUAUGGGGUAUAAUGACUGAAGGGAUGUGGCUUCACUCAUGAGAAACUGUAAGUAAAAAGAAAUAGUAACCAUACCAUGAGAUUAAACUGACCUGCAAUGUUUGUGAAUUCAAAAAACAUUUUCUGUAAAUGAAGUUGUAAUUGUUUCUCCAAGCAUAAGGAAGAGCCAGUCCAGUACCUGUGAUGUACCAAAAAUUGCUUUAUCACUCAUUCUCCUUUUAAAAAAAUUGAUAUUUCUUAAAAUAAAUAGAAUAGAGCAUUCAGCAAUGACACUAAGUUGCAGUUAUGUUAUAGCCUGUCAUAACAGGACAAGAAAAUGCACAUAAUUAGUCACAGAAUCUUUUCACCCUUCACUUGGCUCUCUAUGUUUGAAGGAACACUUUUUCAAGAUUUUAAUGAGUUAAAAUUUUGUUGUUAUUUGUACCUAUGUAAGCAAAAGCAAUUUGCUGCUGAUAGCAGGAUGUCGAGGAAUUCAUAAGUGAAAAAUGCUUCAGUCAAGAAUAAUUUUAGUGAGCUUUUAUACAAGACAUGCAGAAUGCACAUAGACUACAAUUAGUUUUUUGCCAUAGAUGAAGUACUGUGUCAGAUUUAAUGCUGUCUGUGAGCAUGAAAAAAUAUCUGUUCGUGAACAAGAAAAAAUAUCUGUUCGUGAACAAGAAAAAAUAUUUGUGUCUUAUUUCUGUUAUAAGUCAUUAGCAAUUAUACACCGUUUACAUAUAUUGAAUCUAAAUGGAGUAUGUUAAAUUGCACUGACAUCCAUUGUUGGCCAUAGGUUUCGCUGCUAUAUUUUGUUCAGUUACAAACAAAUAUGCAUGUAAACUACAGAGAUCUAAUAGUAACACAUUUCAUUAAGCUUUUAUUCCUUUUUUUACACAGAUGUGGGCCGUAUGAAAGUAAGAGUAACAAUUUUUAAAAUGUUAAUUUUUAGAAAAACCAAGUACAUAAUUUUAAUUUACACACUUUCUGCCACUUUUCAACAGUCUCCAUUCCUGUCCACAGAUUUUUCCAUCAUGCAAGUUUGAAAGUACUCUUGUCAUAGAACUGUUCCAAUUUCUCAAAGACUAACAAACAAAAUACAAAAUAUAGUGGUAGUCAGUGGGUGCCAAGUCAUGACUGUAGGGAGGAUGUAGAAGAGUUUCUUCACCCAAAUAUCCUGACAUUCUCCACAGCGAAAGAGCAAAAUGAGAAAGUGUGUUAUCUUGGUGCAGGAUGAUCUUCUCAGAGCUUUUACCACAGAGCGCACAAUGGAGCUUCAAAAGUCUUGAUAUAGUGGGCAACAUUUAUGAUUUGGCCAGAUUCAAGAAACUGAAUCAGAAUGCAACCCUGUUCAUUCCAGAUGACAGUGCCCGUUACUUUCCCAGCAGAAGUCACUGCUCUGUGUCCUACUGCAAGAUUUGGCAUGAUUUCAUUCACUGUAACACACCUGUCUUCUCUAACGCAUCCAUCAACCCUUUCCUUGUGUCCCAUGGAGGUAGUUCAAGGAUGAGUACUACAUGGCUCAUCUUGGAUGCUUAUGUUUCCAACUUGGAAAUGUUUCAUCCAUCUCCUAACACUGUUGGCUUACACCCAUGCAGACAUCUCCAUACAUACAUUGAUGUCUGAUAAGAAUUUCAGCAGCAAAUUUUCCCAUUUUAAUGAGGAAUUCAGUGACAGCAUGUUGUUGAAACAAAACAUUGAUGUCAGCCAUUUUAGAAGUACUUCCCCUGGUUGCUCGAUAGAUCCUAAUGAUAUGCAACAUGUGGUGUAAAAUCUGUAGAAUUCAAUCCUGUUGUCAUUUUGGUUACUUUGUUUACAGAUGCUAAUGAUAUCACAAUAUGGUAGCAUGAGGUGUAAAAUCUGUAGAAUACGAUCCUGUAGUCAUUUUGAUUACUUUGUUUGCAGAUCAGCAUAAGUCACUAGUGUUUACAGAAAAUUUUUGGUUAUGUAGCAUGAGUCCAAGAAAACAUGUUUACAAAAUUGCAACUGUCAUAUUAAGUAUGGCAGAAGGCCUGUAAUAAGUGGAUUUUUGUCAUCACUCAAUGGAUAUAACAAAAUGCAAGUGUUUGCAAAAGCUAAUGUAUGAUGCCUACCUAUCUCUGAACCCUCUUUCACAGAGACGAUAAUGAAAAAAAAAAUAAUAAUAAAUAAAUAUGUUUAUGACUCAUGUCUCUUUCUACAAACUGUGUGUCUCUGGACUUAUUAUGUUUUAAAACAUUAUAACUGUAAAUUUAUGUUAUAACUACUUACUGAAAAAUUUAAUGAUGCAAUACUUCGUCAGUAGUUUGUUCUUCUUUCACAAUGACGUGGAUGAUUUUGCUUGUAGAGUAUCUGAAGGUUGCUUCCAUGAGAUGGUUACACACAAUUGAAAACCAUAAAUCACCAGAUUUCUUUUCAUGUUUUUCAUAAAGUAGACCUAUCCACUCUGUCAAGAACCUAUUCUGUAGACGAUACUCAAUGAAAAAAAAAAAAAGUAGAAUAGAUAUACCUUCUUGCCAAUUGAAUAUAAAAUAUUCUGUUUUUAUUUUGUAAUAGUUUAAAGUAGCUGUGAUAUCCUUUUUUAAGUGUACCUACUUCAGUGAACAAAGAAUGUGGUGGCAAUUAGUAUGUGAUGCCGUAGUAUUAUCAGUAGUUAACAGACUUGAAGAAGUAGUUGGUGUAAUUUUAGUGGAAAACAUUAAACACCUUUACUCACUGAUCCUGUGAUAUUGCCAAAGAAUCAAAAAGAUCAGAGAUGGGCUCUAAUAGAAAAAUUAUAAUUUAAUAAUUGGUUGUCAAUGUUCCUGUUGUCACACACUAAAUGUUAAAAUAUUUAUAUUUUGAAUUAGAUGUUUUGUAUUUUUGUAAAUAAAUUGUUUUUCAAACAG
Schistocerca piceifrons (Central American locust) is the source of this 6879-nucleotide messenger RNA. It is a transcript of the gene Sugb, whose product is annotated as major facilitator superfamily domain-containing protein 6. The record is from RefSeq and is a predicted model, not a curated record. Gene Ontology annotation, cellular component: membrane. The transcript has 10 exons. Lineage: Eukaryota; Metazoa; Arthropoda; Insecta; Orthoptera; Acrididae. Bases 282 to 2051 code for a protein of 589 amino acids.